Molecule: messenger RNA, 351 nt
Organism: Strongylus vulgaris
Lineage: Eukaryota; Metazoa; Nematoda; Chromadorea; Rhabditida; Strongylidae
Source: the annotation of a GenBank genome assembly
AUGGGGUAUAAGCUUGUAAUCAGAGCUCCCGCUCAAUGGACUUGCUUCACGCUAUCUUUUGGUAUUUUAGCUUCUCCGUAUUCUAACGUGGUAAUACAUUCCAAAAGAGUUUACGAGAUCCAAGCUGAGGAAGGAUGCUUUUGUGGUCCGCCCGAUAUUCACGAGAUGGCUGAAGAUCCCUCAAACUCUGCCAUCAACGCAGAACGCCAUUCUGAUGGCCGCUCACCGGAAGGCUCUCCUCAGUGUACGAUGAAGAGACCGGAAACGGGUAGUCUAAAAACAAUCAGACAAGAACUUUCGAACCCUGAGGAUCCAAGACAACUUAUGAGGAAGAAAGAACGCAAGGUUUGA